Prosopis cineraria is the source of this 1318-nucleotide messenger RNA. RefSeq names its product NAD(P)H-dependent 6'-deoxychalcone synthase-like. Gene Ontology annotation, cellular component: cytosol. Bases 105 to 1052 code for a protein of 315 amino acids. Gene Ontology annotation, molecular function: aldose reductase (NADPH) activity. The transcript is spliced from 2 exons. The record is from RefSeq and is a predicted model, not a curated record. Lineage: Eukaryota; Viridiplantae; Streptophyta; Magnoliopsida; Fabales; Fabaceae.
CCCUAAACUACCUCACCCAAAAGCAGAAAAGCUUAUAUCCCAUUAGCUAUACUUUCAAUUCUGCUAUAUAUCUUUACUAGUUUAUAACUUAGCAGCAACUAAACAUGCCAGUUUCUGAGAUUCCUUCGGUGGUUUUAGGAUCCUCCUCUGGGGAAGUGAAGAUGCCAGUGAUAGGGAUGGGUUCUGCACCAGACUUCACCUGCAAGGCCGACACGAAAGAAGCCAUCAUAGAAGCCAUAAGGCAGGGCUAUCGCCACUUCGAUACUGCCUCUGCUUAUGGCUCCGAAGCUGCUCUCGGAGAAGCCAUUAAAGAGGCUCUCGAGCUCGGACUCGUCCCCUCCAGACAACACCUCUUCGUCACCUCCAAGCUCUGGUGCACCAACAACCACCCUCACCUCGUUCUUCCUGCCCUCCAGAACUCUCUCAGGACUCUUCAGCUGGAGUACUUGGACCUGUAUCUAAUUCACUGGCCCAUCGCUGCGAAGCCAGGCAAGUUCGCGUUCCCCAUAGAGGCAGAAGACGUGGUGCCUCUGGAUUUGAAGGGAGUGUGGGCCGCCAUGGAAGAGUGCCAGAGACUCGGCCUCGCCAGGGCCAUCGGAGUCAGCAACUUCUCCGUCAAGAAGCUCCAAGAUCUGCUCUCAUUCGCCACCAUUCCUCCCGCGGUGAAUCAGGUGGAGAUGAACCUGGCGUGGCAGCAGAAGAAGCUUCUGGGAUACUGCAGGGAGAAAAGGAUAGUGAUGACGGCGUUUUCGCCGCUGAGGAAGGGAGCGAGCAGGGGGCCGAACGAGGCGAUGGAGAGCGAUGUGGUGAAGGAGAUAGCAGAAGAGAGGGGCAAGUCCAGCGCUCAGGUUUGCCUGAGAUGGCUCUACGAGCAAGGAGUGACGUUCGUGCCAAAGAGCUACAACAAAGAUAGAAUGAAGCAGAACCUCCACAUCUUCGACUGGUCCUUGACUGAAGAUGAUCAUCGCAAAAUCAGUCAAAUAAAGCACCAGCGUUUGAUCCAGGGACCAACGAAGCCCCAGCUUCCAGAUCUCUACGAUGACGAAAUAUAAACAGCAAAUAAUAUUUGAUUCAUCGGGACGUCGUCCACGAUGGAGGACCCACAAAUAAAACCACUAAUAUUUCGCGUUCAGUUUAUCUCUUCUUUUCUUCUUCUUUGAAGUGGGUUGAGGUGAUUGGUUCUGUGUGUAUCAUGCAUAUAUUCAUCUUGACAAUGUGAUGAUACACACGCUCACACACACACAAAAUAUAUAUAUAUAUAUAUAUAUAAUACAUACUGUCUUCAUCUUUAUAUAUAAAAUGUUUUUUAAAACUUUUA